AUGACUUCCCCAAACCACACCUCACCGUCCCCCACCCGGCCUUCCGCAAGCAUCCCCGCAAACAACCGUUCACCCUCUACUACAGCCACAUCUCUCAUUCGUCCCCCUCGCUUCUACAUGCUCCGAGCCUUCACCACUCGUCUCCUCCCUCUGGCACUCUUCACAGUCUUCCUCAUCACAGGCACCGUAAUCCUCAUCUAUUCCGUCGUAGACAAACGGGUUGUACCUUCGAAUUUCAUCGCGGGCUCUUAUAUAACCAUCGGUGUUAUUAUUCUUCUAUGGUGUCUAUCACGCUUUAUACUUUUCUUAAGAGAAAGUUUCGGGGAGCUAGUAGUUGAUGAAGCGGAGGCUGGGUUGCAGGGAGUUAAUAGAGUACAUGUAAGAGGAUUGUGGGGAAAAGAAGAGGGGAGAGUCAAGAAGUGUCUGAGAUGGUUGAUGGAGACGCCAAGGAGUGAUGGGUCGAAAUCUCCGGUUGGUGGAUAUGAGAUUGAAAACCACAGUUCACGAAACCGUCGAGAAGUUGAAAGACAAGAACCGCAACUCGCAGAUGAGGGGGUCGAAUUAAGAGAUUUUGGGAUUCAUGAUGGAGAUUCUCGGAUAGCUCAAUCGGGACUUGCACUUCCAUCUCUCGAACGUCUCUCCAACGUACCAGCUCAUUUAUCCAAGCCCCAAAACCAUCCAAAUGAUCCAAAUACCCGAAAUCCAGUACAGCCGCUUGCAACUUCUGACCAACAACUCCCAAGCCAAACCCAAAGAACUCCCGUUCCCCAUCCCCAAGAAACCAGAAACCAUCGAGAACCAACCCUAAACCGGAAAACCAACACAUCCCACGACAGAUUAACAGUACACCACUCCUCACCCCCAAAGUCUCCCCAACCGAUCUCAUACACAAACGACGAAUCACGAGGUGUGACAUCUCAGACUCGCUUAGCACCUCAUAUUUUACCAUUAGCUCUACAGAUUAAUCCCAGUUCUACAAACUCGAUCGCUCGGGCUCGUCCGUCGAAAAUAACAAGACCGCUUACGCAGAGCUCGUGA
Botrytis deweyae is the source of this 1038-nucleotide messenger RNA. RefSeq lists its product as uncharacterized. Bases 1 to 1038 code for a protein of 345 amino acids. The record is from RefSeq and is a predicted model, not a curated record. Lineage: Eukaryota; Fungi; Ascomycota; Leotiomycetes; Helotiales; Sclerotiniaceae. The transcript has a single exon.